AUGACCAUGCGAGGGCUUUUGCACAGGAUUCGGCACGCUCCAUCCUCAAAAACAGUUCGAGAGGGCGCUGCUGCUGCAGCGUGCGAAGAUCAUGCGCCUCAGCGUCAGAGCAGGCGCUCUCGAGUCAGCCACGUCCUGAGCAAGGCCAUCGACCCUGCCGACGAAGCAAUGGAGGCGCCUACUCGACGCCGCAAGCGUGAUCGGAUCAAAAACUACUUCUCGCGUCGACGGAGCCACUUGGCCAAGAGCUCUCGGUCGUUUCUGUGGCCCGCCAUGCUGUCGAGCGACAAGGACGAGUCUCGGUGCUCCGAAGGCACCGAGAGCGACGACGUGUAUAUGGUCGACUACCAAAGCGACUCGGACUCGGACGACGACUCGCUUUGCGACGACAACUACGUGACGCCGCCCGUGGCCAUCCCCGAAAUGUACCGAAGGCAGGACAGAAUGGGAGGCAUCACGGUGGCAGGCGCGCGCGUGCUCUUCACGUUUGCAGGGUUCAAGCGGCAGCAGAUGAUGCUGCGCAGGCUCCAGUCGGUCUCGGAGGCUGACGAGUUGGUGAUACCGGCUGGCGUGCACCGCGAGUACAUUGUCAUCCCGGCGUUCUAA
Messenger RNA from Phytophthora sojae, 606 nucleotides. RefSeq lists its product as hypothetical. The coding region runs from base 1 to 606 and encodes 201 amino acids. The transcript has a single exon. The record is from RefSeq and is a predicted model, not a curated record. NCBI's taxonomy places the organism in Eukaryota, Oomycota, Peronosporomycetes, Peronosporales, Peronosporaceae.